AGUCUGCAGCGUCUUUAACAUACAGGAACUUCUUUACAAGUGUACCUUUUGACGAUAGAACAUAAUGCCUUUUGUUCCGGUUGAGACUCCCAAGUGCCCCGCAUGCGGCAAAUCGGUGUACGCCGCCGAGGAGCGUGUUGCUGGUGGCCACAAAUACCAUAAGACUUGCUUCAAGUGCAGUAUGUGCAAUAAGGCUCUGGAUUCGACAAACUGCACCGAGCAUGAAGCCGUGCUGUUCUGCAAAAAUUGCCACGGUAGGAAGUACGGACCCAAGGGAUACGGCUUCGGCGGUGGUGCUGGCUGCUUGUCAACAGACACGGGUGCACAUUUAAAUAGAGAUUAAUAUGGUUCCUGCCAAUUGCCAUUUGCUUAAUUCAAUUGUAUCUGCGGGACAUGAAUCAGUGUUCAUGUCUUGACCCUAUGUGUUAUAUUUAUCCUGAUAUGUGUGAAAAUUAUGGUAAAAAAUAUUUUUGUAUUCAUUUUCAUUACUGACUGUAAAUUAAUAAAAGAAAUUUAAAAAAAAAAAACAAAUAAAAAAAACACUUAGUAUAAUAAACAGAAA
Drosophila grimshawi is the source of this 562-nucleotide messenger RNA. It is a transcript of the gene Mlp60A, whose product is annotated as muscle LIM protein 1. The coding region runs from base 65 to 343 and encodes 92 amino acids. The transcript has 4 exons. Lineage: Eukaryota; Metazoa; Arthropoda; Insecta; Diptera; Drosophilidae. Gene Ontology annotation, molecular function: structural constituent of muscle; actinin binding. Gene Ontology annotation, cellular component: Z disc; cytoplasm; nucleus. Gene Ontology annotation, biological process: sarcomere organization; muscle tissue development. The record is from RefSeq and is a predicted model, not a curated record.